Pyrus x bretschneideri (Chinese white pear) is the source of this 2154-nucleotide messenger RNA. RefSeq names its product RNA demethylase ALKBH10B-like. NCBI's taxonomy places the organism in Eukaryota, Viridiplantae, Streptophyta, Magnoliopsida, Rosales, Rosaceae. Gene Ontology annotation, molecular function: mRNA binding; demethylase activity. The transcript is spliced from 7 exons. The record is from RefSeq and is a predicted model, not a curated record. Gene Ontology annotation, biological process: mRNA catabolic process. Bases 157 to 1794 code for a protein of 545 amino acids.
GUGAAAUUUUCUUCCGCCUCCUUCUCUACUCUCUUUCCUCUCCCUCCUCCUCAAAUCUCCCGAGUGUCAGAGAGGAACGCCGGAAAAAUACCGGAAUUCGGUUCGGAGUGUGUAAAAAAGAGAAGGGAAUUGAUUUCGAGAUUAACGGUGACAUAGAUGUCGAUGGCGGUUGGGCCAGCGGUGUCGCCGACUGAUGGAGCCGCCCCGGUGCUGGGACCCGCAAUGAUGCCGAGGCCGGCUCCGGUGACGGUGGUAUCAGACGCCGUGGCGAAGGACGCCAUUAUUGGUUGGUACAAAGGAGAGUUUGCGGCGGCAAACGCGAUCAUCGACGCCCUCUGUGGGCACCUGACUCAGCUCAGCGGAGGAGGUGACGAGUACGCCUCCGUUUUCGCGGCGAUACACCGAAGGAGGAUCAAUUGGAUCCCGGUGCUCCAGAUGCAGAAGUACCACUCCAUUGCCGAUGUGAUGGUGGAGCUCCGAAACGUCGGGUCGAAGAAGGUGGAGAUGGAGGACCAGAAGGCCUGCGUAGAGAACGGCAACGUUUCGAGAACAGAGGAAAAUUGCAAGAGCGAGGAGGUUAAAUCGUGUUUGGACGAAGAGAAAGUGAAGGAAAGUGACGAGAAAGUGGCGGAGAGUAAUGGAAUUCGCGCCGCCGCCGACGAGGUAGCCGAUGAGGAGGCUUCGCCGGAUAGCGAGAUUACUGAUGCAGGUUCACAAGAAGCGCAGCUCAAUUCAGUAAACGAGGAAAUAUGCUCUAAUCAUGAUGAGUGUGAGGCACGUCGUACCCAGAUCAAAUUGACUAAAGGUUUCUCAGCAAAGGAGUCGGUCAAAGGGCAUAUGGUGAAUGUUGUGAAAGGGUUGAAGCUAUAUGAGGACAUAUUCGCUGACACUGAGCUCUGCAAAUUGACUGACCUUGUAAAUGAUCUCCACGCGGCUGGAAUUAAUGGAGAGCUCUCAGGCGAGACCUUCAUUUUGUUCAACAAGCAGGUUAAGGGAAACAGGAGAGAGCUUAUUCAGUUUGGCGUUCCAAUUUUCGGGCAGAUCAAGGAGGAUACUACAAGCAAUAUAGUGCCGAUUCCAGCUCUUCUCGAAGAUGUGAUUGAUCACUUUGUACUAUGGCAGCUAAUUCCGGAGUAUAAACGACCGAAUGGUUGCAUGAUCAACUUCUUUGAGGAGGGAGAAUAUUCACAGCCAUUCCUGAAACCACCGCAUUUGGACCAGCCCAUCGCCACUCUUCUCCUCUCUGAAUCAGCAAUGGCUUUCGGGCGCACCCUUCUGAGCGAUAAUGAUGGGAACUACAAGGGGCCGCUGAUGCUAUCACUGAAACAAGGGUCCCUUUUAGUCAUGAGGGGAAACAGUGCUGACAUGUCACGACACGUGAUGUGUCCAUCUCCUAACAGAAGGGUGAGCAUCACUUUCUUCAGAGUCCGAGUAGACUCCAACCAGUUCCAGUCGCCCCAAAGUCCAACAAACAAUGGUGCCAUGACUCUAUGGCAACCCGGGAUGGUAAGCCCAUACACGAUGCCAGAUGGAGCAGCUCCCAAUGGUUACGAGACAAUGGAUGUGAUGCCCAAAUGGGGUGUCCUUCGUGCUCCAGUAGUCAUGGUAGCCCCCGUUCGUCCUAUGGUAUUGAGCCCUCAAAAAGUCCCUCAAAGUGGUACAGGGGUUUUCUUGCCCUGGACCAUGGGAUCAAGAAAACCAGCAAAGCAUCUCCCACCUCGCGCCCAAAAGGGACGGCUUAUGGCACUCCCUUCCCCUGCAGAGUCCAGUUCUGAGCCCGGCAUCAGUGUCUAAUGGAAGAACGAAGAUCCGAAGUUAGUCAGAGGCAGCCCUGGGUCCAACAACGAUAUGAAUCAGCAUAACGUUCACGUUUGCAUUUGUGUUCUACACGAGUCUUUUCUUGAUGUACAAACAGAGCCUCGGUGCUGUUAGAAGAGUCCGUUUUUUUUUUUCGAUUUGUUUUCGCUUCUUUUGUCUCAGUAAGAUUAAGGUUGCAGGGGUGAUUACAGUACUUUUUUAUUGGAUGGUGUACGGCCUUCGUAGUUAGUAAGAGUAUCAAGUUUGUGGGGUGUGAAUUUUAGCUCAAGUAAAAGGAGCUGAAUUUUGUAUUAUGUUAUAAGUUUUUCAUAGAUAGGUUGAAUUAUUUUGUAUUAC